CUUCCCACUCUCCAGAUCCCGCAACCCGCGAAACAAACCACCAGCCAAGCCGGCAAGCAAUCCGCGCGCGCCCAUUGUUCUCUCUCUCUCUCUCUCUCCCUCUCAGCAUCCGCUCCGAAUCAGCUCCGACGGCAUGGACGCGCCCGCACCUGCCAAGAGGAGACGCGGCGGCGGUGGCGGAGGCGGGGAGAAGAAGGAUCUGUUCCACGUCGUCCACAAGGUGCCCGCCGGCGACAGCCCCUACGUCCGGGCCAAGCACCUCCAGCUCGUGGAGAAGGACGCGGAGGCGUCGAUCGUGUGGUUCUGGAAGGCGAUCAACUCCGGGGACAGGGUAGACAGCGCGCUCAAGGACAUGGCCGUGGUGAUGAAGCAGCAGGACCGCGCCGAGGAGGCGAUAGAGGCCAUCAGAUCCUUCAGGCACCUCUGCUCCAGGCAGGCCCAGGAGUCCCUCGACAACCUGCUCAUCGACCUCUACAAGAAAUGCGGAAAAGUCGACGAGCAGAUAGAGCUGCUGAAACAGAAGCUCAAGAUGAUAUGCCUCGGCGAGGCCUUCAACGGGAAGAUCACCAAGACGGCGCGAUCCCACGGCAAGAAGUUCCAGGUCUCGAUCCAGCAGGAGAUGUCACGCAUUCUGGGUAACCUUGGCUGGGCUUACAUGCAGCAGAACAACUAUGAAGCCGCUGAAUUGGUUUAUCGAAAGGCCCAGACUAUCGUACCUGAUGCCAACAGGGCGUGCAACCUCGGGCUGUGCCUCAUUAAGCAGAGCAGACAUGAGGAGGCAGUGCAAGUGCUUGAGGAUGUCCUACUUCGCAGAAUCUCCGGGUUGGAUGACGACAAGGCGGUUGCCCGAGCUGAGCAGCUCCUCCGUGAGCUCGGUCCGACAACACACAUUUCAUCGCCCUUUGAUAUUGGCUUGAGUUUCACCGAAGAGAUCAUGGAGAGACUAGACCUUGUGAUGAAUGAUUGGACACCGUUCAGGUCGAGGCGGCUGCCCGUAUUUGAGGAGUUAGAUGCAUUCAGGGACCAAAUGGCUUGUUGAUUCAUUACUUCGUUGGUUUUUAAACUUUAACGUGCAUUUGCGUGUGGUAAAUAGAAGUUGAUGUGCAUGUAUGUAGGAGGUUUUGUGGAUGUUACAGGUGUGAAUGAGAGAUUUGAUAGGUUGUAGAUAUCAUAAGCAGCUAGGGUUGAUGCAAAGCGUUCCCUUGCGGAAUAAUGUGGUUUCAGUUUUGAAUGCAGUUGGUCUUUGCCCAGAGA
Messenger RNA from Triticum dicoccoides, 1254 nucleotides. RefSeq names its product protein SULFUR DEFICIENCY-INDUCED 2-like. NCBI's taxonomy places the organism in Eukaryota, Viridiplantae, Streptophyta, Magnoliopsida, Poales, Poaceae. The coding region runs from base 134 to 1039 and encodes 301 amino acids. The record is from RefSeq and is a predicted model, not a curated record. Gene Ontology annotation, molecular function: protein binding. The transcript is spliced from 4 exons.